Messenger RNA from Oncorhynchus nerka (sockeye salmon), 3934 nucleotides. RefSeq names its product thromboxane A synthase 1 (platelet) (gene tbxas1). The transcript has 14 exons. Bases 154 to 1830 code for a protein of 558 amino acids. Gene Ontology annotation, molecular function: steroid hydroxylase activity; oxidoreductase activity, acting on paired donors, with incorporation or reduction of molecular oxygen; heme binding. Lineage: Eukaryota; Metazoa; Chordata; Actinopteri; Salmoniformes; Salmonidae. The record is from RefSeq and is a predicted model, not a curated record.
UUCUAGAGAACUACAGUACGUAUUCAUCUCUUCCGUGUCAACAACAAGAAGUCGGCCAACUAUAUAUGCUCUACAAUCAAGUAAUAACGAGGUAAGAAUUAAAAGGAGCUCUUUGGCCGGUGGUAGUUUUGGCCUGAGUUGGUGAUCGGCAUCAUGGAGGUGGUUAUGAACAUUCUCAAGACACCAGUGCCCAGUGGGGUGUCUAUGACCCUGGGCCUGUUCAUGAUCUUCCUGGCUCUGCUGUACUGGUAUGCUACGUUCCCCUAUUCGUCCCUGGCUCAAUGUGGAAUAAGGCACCCCAAACCGUCCCCAUUCUUUGGGAACCUGUUUCUAUUUCGUCAGGGCUUUUUCGGUGUUCACACAGACCUGAUUCACAAGUAUGGGAGAGUAUGUGGAUAUUAUCUAGGCAGGAGGCCUGUGGUGGUGGUAGCUGACCCUGAUAUGCUCAGACAGAUCAUGGUGAAGGACUUCAGCACCUUCCCCAACAGAAUGACAAUCCGUGCCGCUACUAAGCCCAUGAGUGACUGUCUGCUGAUGCUGAGGAACGAGCACUGGAAGAGAGUACGCAGCAUCCUCACCCCCUCCUUCAGCGCAGCCAAGAUGAAAGAGAUGGGUCCUCUGAUCAACACUGCUACUGACACCCUGCUCACCAACCUCAAUUGUCAUGCUGAGUCUGGAGAAAGCUUUGACAUUCACAGGUGUUUUGGCUGUUUCACCAUGGACGUGAUUGCCAGCGUUGCAUUUGGCACUCAGGUGGACUCUCAGAAGGACCCAGAUGACCCGUUCGUCCACCACGCCCAGAAGUUCUUCUCUUUCUCCUUCUUCACACCCAUCAUGUUCGUCUUCAUUGCGUUUCCAUUCCUGAUUCCUCUGGCCCGUUUCCUCCCCAACAAGAGGAGGGAUGAGAUGAACAACUUCUUCAUCAACUGCAUUCAGAAGAUCAUCAGACAGAGAGAUGAGCAGCCAGUUGAAGAGCGGCGGCGAGACUUCCUACAGCUGAUGCUGGAAACGCGGAGCAGCAAGGAGUGUGUGUCGCUGGAGCACUUUGACGUGGUCAACCAUGCAGAUGAGCUGGCCCCCAUACACACUCACACAAACCAGCAAGAAAAUGUUGACGGCAGCCAUGAGUCACCCAGCAGGCGCUCUGUCCAGACCCAGAAGAGGAUGAUGUCGGAUGAUGAGAUCGUGGGCCAGGCAUUUGUGUUCUUCUUGGCGGGGUAUGAGACCAGUAGCAACACGCUGGCCUUCACCUGCUACCUCCUGGCUCUACACCCAGAGUGUCAGAGCAAACUGCAGGCUGAGGUGGAUGACUUCUUCACCAGAUAUGAUUCACCAGAUUACACCAAUGUUCAGGAGCUGAAAUAUCUUGACAUGGUCAUAUCAGAAGCUCUGCGCCUCUACCCGCCUGGUUUCAGGUUUGCCCGUGAAGUUGACGAGGACUGCAUGGUGAAUGGACAGUUCCUACCCAAGGGAGCCACCCUGGAGAUCCCUGCAGGCUAUCUGCACUAUGAUCCAGAGUACUGGCCCGAGCCAGAGAAGUUCAUCCCUGAGAGAUUCACAGUGGAGGCCAAGGCCAGCAGACACCCGUUUGUGUACCUGCCGUUUGGGGCGGGGCCCCGCAGCUGUGUCGGCAUGAGGCUGGCCCAGCUGGAGAUCAAGAUGGCCCUGGUGCAUGUCUUCAGGAAGUUCAACAUUGUGGCCUGCACAGACACCAAGGUUCCUCUGGAGUUGAAGUCUCACACCACUCUCGGACCCAAGAAUGGCAUCUAUGUGACAAUCACUAAAAGAGAGAUAGAGGGAGAACCGGCGACUCCCUCUGCAGGAGAAUAGCUCUGUUCUGUAUCUGCUUUCUAGAACGUAGUGUGAUUUCUAUGAAACAGAUACAUUAUCCAUCCAGUGACUGCUUAUUUUAAGGCUAAAAAUAAAGUAACAUUAACCUAGCCUGGUCCCAGAUCUGUUUGUGCUGUCUUGCUAACCUCUAUGGUUAUUGUCACACUUUUGGCACUCCCUUUACAUAAGAGAGUUGGCAAUAAAGCACAAACAGAUCUGAGACCAGGCUAGCAUUGAGUUUGAGUUUGAGUUUAUUUUUACAGGGACAGUGCACAUUAAUCAACGUUUCAGUAAAAGUGCCGGUUUUAGCCAGACGGCUAAUUUUCAACCGCAGUCCCUGGGCAGGUUAUUAAAAACAAUUACAAUAUAGACAAUAGCAACAUAGAACAAGCAAGACAUAGCAUACAGACAGAGCAACAUAGGACAAGAAGACAUAGCAUACAGACAGAGCAACAUAGGACAAGAAGACAUAGCAUACAGACAGAGCAACAUAGGACAAGCAAGACGUAGCAUACAGACAGAGCAACAUAGGACAAGCAAGACGUAGCAUACAGACAGAACAAAAAGCAGCAGGACAAAAUUCAUAAAAGCAACAAAGUGUUUCCACACCUCACAAGCUACAGACAGAUUAACCUCUUCUUUAACUUAAACAUCUAAAAGUAUUUGGUUAAAUGUACUUAAGUAUCAAAAGUAAAACAUUUCAAAUUCCUCAUAUUAAGCAAACCAGACGGUACCAUUUUUAUUUUAUAAAAAAAAAUACAUGGAUAGACAGGGCCACAUUCCAACAUGCAGACAUCAUUUACAAAUGAAGCAUGUGUGUUUAGUGAGUCCGCCAGAUUAGAGGCAGUAGGGAUGACCGUGAAUUGCACUAUUUUCCUGUUCUGCUAAGCUAUCAAAAUGUAACAAGUACUUUUGGGUGUCAGGGAAAAUGUGUGGAGUAAAGUACACUAUUAAAAGUAAAAGUAGUCAAAAAUAAGUCAAGUACAGAUACCCCCAAAAACUACUUCAGUAGUACUUUUUUACUUAAGUACUUUAUGCAACUGCUUCCAUGGUAAAUUACAAUUUGCACAGAAAAAGUGAGGUUGUGCCAGGGGCAGCUCACCUUUUUAAUCAGCCAAUGUACUGGAUGGAGGUCAAGCCCUCCAAGAGGUCCCUGCCAAUGGCACAAUGAUCGCCACGGUGAUUCUGCAGGACUAGAGUGAGGGGGAGAAGCAUGCUGGGGGAACUGUGAGCUAGUGGGAGGGGGAGAGACUGUGACAAACUUCUUAUAGCAAAAGAACAGCAUUCCUUGAAAUCUGUAUACAUUCAUGUUGAUAUCCAUUAUUACUGAAUAGUCACUGCAGGACUGCAUUAAAGGGAAGGAUCAAUUCAUAGUAUAAUGUAUGUUAGAACAUGCCCAUUAACUAUUAAAGGGAUAGUUCAUUAAAAUUAAAAAUAUAUAAUAUUGGUUUCCCUGUAAGUAGUCUAUGGAUAAGACCAUCCAUGCUUUAGUUUGGUUUACCUGUCCACUGUCUCCAAAUGCUAUGCAAUACCUUGUCCAUAGACUUUUUACAGGGUAAAGUAAUCCGAAUGUUUUUGUCAUUUGGAUGGACUAUCCCUUUAAGGAUUUGUAUUGUCUCUCCCAACAGCUCUAUGGCUGGAAAGUGAGUCUUUGCAAGCAUCCUCGCAAUUAUCCAUCAUAACAGUGUAGGCAUUGACUAAAUGUUAUAGGACCUCCCCCUCACAGAUUUCCAAAUCUUUCAUUUUUAAAAUGAAGCUAUGAUUUACAUGAAGGUAAUACUAAUAAGAUCACGACUCGAUGAGAGCGGAAAGCAAUAUCAGCUCACUCCAUUUCUCAUUUCCUCUUUAAGUUGAAAAGCUCUGAUGUUACUGUGUAUGAUUUCUUUAAGCUUGACUGUAUAGACUUUAAACCAAUGGGAUGGUUUUAAUUGUGUUGAUUUGGAGUGUUGCUCUGCAAUUUGAUGUUACAUAUUCAUUAAAUGUGAAAUUAAUAAUCAAAAUUAGGCAAAGAUGUGAUCAAUAUACAUUCUGAAAUAUUCCAUUUUAAUUGAAAGGAAUAAUGAUGACAUGCUAUAAAGAGUAAACGCAAUGGUGAAAUGGAAAA